Lactuca virosa is the source of this 1774-nucleotide messenger RNA. NCBI's taxonomy places the organism in Eukaryota, Viridiplantae, Streptophyta, Magnoliopsida, Asterales, Asteraceae. The record is from the annotation of a GenBank genome assembly.
CGGGCUACAAAGACCCAUCGCGGGUCAUGUUACUUGCAGUAAGCAGAAGGACAUGAGACAUGGACACCAGCACUUCAAACAUGGAACCGGAACCCUCCAAGGCCAAUCGUAACCUUCUUCACAUCCACUUCGUCUCGUCAACCGACUCUCCCGAGUUCGCUCGUUUGAACUGGGCACUGACUCAUUCCUCUAUCAUCGGACUCGACGCCGAAUGGAAGCCUGUCCGAGCGCACCAACCCACCUUCCCCACCGUUUUGCUUCUCCAAAUCGCUUGUCGACUCAAUUCCGACGAGUCAACUCAGGAGCACGACAAGUCGAUAGUCUUCCUAGUAGACCUAUCGGAGAUCCUUUUGCCUUCGAUCUACGAGCUGCUAAGAGACGUAUUCGUAUCUCCGGAUAUUUUAAAGCUAGGGUUUCGAUUUAAACAAGACCUGGUUUACUUGUCAUCUACUUUUCGUUCUCAGGGAUGUGAUUCUGGCUUUGAUAGGGUGGAGCCAUUUUUGGAUAUUGCAACCAUAUACAGUCAUCUACAUCAGAAGCAAACGAGAAGAAAGACCAAGGGUACCAAGAGCCUAUCAUUCAUAUGUGAGGAACUUCUGGGCAUAUCUCUUUCAAAGGAACUUCAAUGCAGUGAUUGGUCAGUUCGUCCUCUUACAGAAGACCAAAGGACUUACGCUGCUACAGAUGCUCUUUGUUUGAUUGAGAUUUUCGAUUUCUUUCAGCAGAGAGUUGCCAAAGAAGGGGCCUUGGGAAAUCUGAGUGAAGUCAGUAGUUCAAGUUUAAAUCUGGGGUUAAAGCAGAUUCUGAGGGAACCUACCAGUUCCACAAUAAUCUUGAGUACCAGAUUUUGUGAGGCUGUGGAGAUGGUGAGAGCUACAGCUACGAUUAUUGAAUACCCUCAAAGAGUAGAUGGUAUUGGUGAAGUGGGAGCAAGUUUUAGGAAAUCAAUGGAUUACAUGGUGUUGCAGAUUGUAAGAGAAUAUGGUGAUAAAAUAGUUUUGACAGAAACAGAUGGAAAGCCGAAAACAUCAAAAAGAAAAGGAAAAAGGAAAUCCUCGACUACUGGUUUUAAAUGUAAAGAACAGCGAGUAUAUGACACUGAUGAAUGGCAUUGGCAGGGCCCAGCACCAUGGGACAUUUUGGUGGGGGGUGAUGGAAGCCCAAAGUUUCUGUGCGAUGUCAUGGUGGAGGGGUUGGCGAAACAUCUAAGAUGUGUUGGGAUUGAUGCUGCUGUUCCCCAUUCUAGAAAGCCAGAAAGCAGGGAGUUGAUAGAUCAAGCUAUAAAAGAGAAGAGAGUUGUUCUGACAAGGGAUGCGAAGCUGUUGAGACAUGAGUAUCUGUUAAGAAAUCAGAUAUACAGAGUGAAAAGCCUAUUAAAAAACGACCAGCUAAUUGAGGUGAUUGAAAGUUUUGAGUUGAAAAUAUGUGAGGAUCAGCUGAUGUCAAGGUGCACUAAAUGCAAUGGCAGGUUUAUCCAAAAACCACUGUCCAUGGAAGAGGCGCUUGAAGCAGCAAAGGGAUUUCAAGUCAUCCCUGACUGCUUGUUUGACAGGAACAUCCACUUCUGGCAGUGCACAGACUGCAAUCAACUCUAUUGGGAGGGAACUCAAUACCACAAUGCAGUUCAGAAAUUUAUUGAUGUGUGUAACAUAUAAACCCAACUGCAUUUGCAUCUUUAAUUACUUAAUUCUUGUUGGUUACAAAACUCUUUUUAUUUACCAUGGUAUGCUAAGCUUCAUAAUAAAACAAUAAUCACAUUAAAAUGUUUUUUUUU